This is a messenger RNA of Raphanus sativus (radish), 815 nucleotides long. RefSeq lists its product as uncharacterized. The record is from RefSeq and is a predicted model, not a curated record. Bases 155 to 622 code for a protein of 155 amino acids. The transcript has a single exon. NCBI's taxonomy places the organism in Eukaryota, Viridiplantae, Streptophyta, Magnoliopsida, Brassicales, Brassicaceae.
GAUGUCGCUCCUUUGACAAAUCCACCGUUUAUGGAAAACGGUGUCGUCCUCGUUAAGGGUACCACGAAACUCGUCGUUAACCACUAAAAAGCAAGGGACCUCACAAGGGCGUUUCCGUAAAUUCAAAACAUCCCCUUAAAAAACGAUUACGCAGAUGGAGAGAGAGUCAUCAACACCACAACUUUUCACGACGACGGUGAAGAAGAAGAAGAAGAGGAAGAAACUCUUUAUCAUCAUCUCUAUGUGUCUAAUGGCGUUAUCCGACGCGGUUCUCGGUAACCUCGCGACGAUCUACGUGGCGGUGAUCAUAGCGAUCAAGGUCUACGGUUUGGUCUCCGGCCAGAGCUUCAGCGCGGGGUUCGUCGUCGUCGUCUCGAUCACGACGGUCGGAGUUCUGCUCGCGGUUACGCUCGCCUGGGACGUGUCUCGCAGAGCCGCCGACGCGGUUUCUCGUUACAAUCGCGUCGUUGCCGCCGGCGAGGAUCUCAGCCACCGUCACAAUCACGACGGUGGUGGUGGAAUUUGUAAAGGAGGGAUUUGCUGGCACGGCGUUGCGGUUCGGUCGCCGGCUUCUCAGGUUCGGUUUAGGCUUCCGCAACAUAUACCGUACGGAGCUUUCUGAGUACAUAAUAACAUGUGUGUGUAGAUAGACAUAAAGGAUAAUGUUUCUGUAUAAUAGAUGAUAUUGGCGUGAAUUUUAAGAGUUUUGUUUUUUUGUAUUGAUAUGUUGUAAUGUUUUAUAGAGAUGAUUAUAAUGUUCUUGUUUUUUUGAUAAUAUCGAUUUUGAGCAAUAAAAUUGAGAGUUUUUUUUUGUG